Messenger RNA from Ruditapes philippinarum (Manila clam), 1731 nucleotides. RefSeq lists its product as uncharacterized. Gene Ontology annotation, molecular function: SH3 domain binding. The record is from RefSeq and is a predicted model, not a curated record. Gene Ontology annotation, cellular component: cytosol. Bases 266 to 1621 code for a protein of 451 amino acids. NCBI's taxonomy places the organism in Eukaryota, Metazoa, Mollusca, Bivalvia, Venerida, Veneridae. The transcript has 4 exons.
CUCUUUUUGUAAUGUAAGAUAACUAUUUUUUGAGAUGAUAAUUUAUGUUUUGAACUCUACACAUGUUAGGUAAACUUAUUGUCAAUAAAAAACUGGUGGAUCAAAUAAACUUGACCAGUAAUAGGGAAUGAAGUUCCCCAAGAAUAGUUUGGGCAUUUUCUUAAUCAAAUAAGACCUAUUUAGUGAGAAUGAAGAUCAUAGUAUAUAAAAGUUAAACAUAAGUUUUUUGUCCUUUUCAGACCUGUCAGGAGUGACGACAGUCAAAAUGGGAGCGUUUGCUUUCAAGGCCACUCAAUUCUUUGAACCUCUCGGUAAAAGGUCCUCCUUCAGGAAACCUGCCAGUGUUGGUGCAGAAAGGUCACCAUCUGUUGAGAGGGUUAGGCAGUUAUCUUGCUCUCAAACGUCCCUGAGUGAAGUGUCAGAAAAAACAAGUACAAUCAUCCCGGAAACCUAUAUUGAAGAGUCUGUUUUUGAAUCUCCUGUGGAGAUGAAAAAACAAAUUAAACAUCAGGGUUAUGUCGAUGUAUACAGUAGUUUUAACAAGCGUAAAUGGGGAAAACGUUGGUGUCUUGUACAUGAGAACAAUUUUGAAUGUUAUCGGACACAAACGAGUGAAGUUUGCGAGUUGGAAUUUCUUCUCAGGAAUUGUAUAUUAAAGCGAGCCAUCAAGGAAACAAAAAGCGAGCUUGGUCUAAUGAUCCUGGAAAAUAAUAGGGAGAAAAUAACAAUAGAGCCAAUUAAUUGGACGGAGCUUGGUUCCUGGCUUCGAGUUCUGAUGCAGGAAACUAGUACACAGAAAACACCUGAAGGAUUGGAGGGCUAUAUGGAUGAUACGCAUCCUUAUCAUGAAGCUGUUGAGAUAACUCGAGUACCUGAUCCUAUCAAUAGAUCUUCUUAUUUAUCUGUUAAACCAAGUGGACAAUCAUCAGCAUCAUUGCCUGAUGAACAGACAAGAUCAGACGGUCAUGAGAACCGUGAUUGUGGAAUAUGUUCCUCAGAAUCAACUGAAGACAGAUUUAACUCAUUAGAUAGAAACAGAAACUCUCCAAAAGUACAUCCUUGUUUCACAGAUUCUAGUCUUCCACGAGUUAGUGUGUGUGAAACUGGUGCUAUUUAUACUCAGGUGAAAAGACCCAGUGUAACUGGAUCUUCAUUAUCACCAACAACAGGAAGCGUGAGUAAUUGCAGCAAGUCUAAUGAAAACUGUAGAAAAAGUGAUGACGCAAAUAGAUAUAGAGAUGAUGAUAAUUUAUUCUUUGACUUUGAAAUUGAUACAUUUGGAAUUUCCUCUAAUAAAAGGGGCAGCAGUUUAGUAGAUGAGAUAAUGUCGGAAUUGAAGAUUCAGCACAAUACUGGUAAAACAUCUACUGAAACUGGUGAACACAAAAUUUCUGAACUAACCAGUAAUAAUCCAGAGUCAUUGACUAUAACUAAAAGAAAAUCAGUGGAGUUCAGUCCUAUACAGAAUGAUAUAAGUCCAAUUAAAUCCGAACAUGAAACAACUAUGGGAAAAGAAUCUGACUUUCUUUGCUCAAGUUUUGAUGAAAAUGACAAUGAACAAGUAACAAGUGAUUCAAAAUGUGAUAAUAAUGAAGAGUCAAAUUUAGUAAUUGAUGGUUAAACAUGCUCAGUUGGAAAAAUGACGUCAGUAAAGAGGCAUCCUUCAAACGUGUCGGCUAAAAUAGAUGUCACAGAAACUUUAGCAGAGCUGAGAACAAGACUUGUGCAGCU